Catharus ustulatus (Swainson's thrush) is the source of this 1535-nucleotide messenger RNA. RefSeq names its product basic helix-loop-helix family member a15 (gene BHLHA15). Lineage: Eukaryota; Metazoa; Chordata; Aves; Passeriformes; Turdidae. The record is from RefSeq and is a predicted model, not a curated record. The transcript has 2 exons. Gene Ontology annotation, molecular function: protein dimerization activity. Bases 226 to 726 code for a protein of 166 amino acids.
CUCUUUGUCUGUUUGUUCAUUUUUAAACAGAUGCCAGCAGUGUAGUUCUACUGUAAGAUACAUUUAUUAGUCUCCUGAGGUUGAGAAAGUUCCAAAAGCUCAAAGCCACAGUCCAGCAGAUGAGUCCACGCUAAAUAGUGUAGCCACCUUUAAAUUCUUCCAGUAUCAUCACCCUUGUGCAAAUUUCAGCACAUUGAUAAUUAAUGCCAAUCCAUCCAACAAAACAUGAAGACUAGAACCAAAGGAAAGAAACAAAGGCAAACUGUUGACAAAGAAGCAUUUUCCGAAGAGCCAGCAAUGAGAAAAAAGGAACUGGUGAAAAGUUUGCGACGCAAAGAAAGGAAGAAUGGGGGAAACAAGGAGAGCAGCAAGAUCCCCACAGGCAGAGGCAAGUGUCCUUGGAGCAGUAAGGACAGGCUCUUGCGGAGACUGGAGAGCAACGAGCGCGAGAGGCAGAGAAUGCACAAGCUCAACAACGCCUUCCAGGCCUUGCGCGAGGUGAUCCCGCACGUCCGGGCCGAGAACAAACUUUCCAAAAUAGAGACUCUCACACUGGCCAAAAAUUACAUUAAAUCCUUGACCUCCAUUAUACUCAAUAUGUCCAACGGACACAUUCCAGCAGUAGAAGGGAUGGGAGGAGCCCGGGGAUCCAAAUUGUACCAGCAUUGUCAACAGCAGCAUGGGGAGGAUGACCAUGAGGAAUAUCUACAGAAAUAUUCCACAUAGAUUCAUAACUUCAGCCAAAACACCAACUGCCAGCUACUACUGUCACUGUUUUUCCUUCUUACAUUGUAAUACAUGCCAAUACCUAGAGCUUUAAAGAGACUAUUUUUACCUCCAGUCUCUUCUUUUUUUUUCUUAAAAAGACAAAUGGGUAACACUCAUGGCUAUAGUUUAUAUAGCACAUUAGACGACCACCUUAAAUGCUCAGAAUUUUUCAGAGCAUAAUGGAUGUGUUUGUGUGGUGUGCCAGGGUCUGGAAACCUAUCCUGUAACACUGGAGUUGACUUGAAAUUAGUGAUUUUGUAACUUCUGAAAAUUAUGCUACCUGGACUAGAGUGAAUUGAGCCUUUAAAGUCUGUGUCACCUGAGUUCCUUGGAGUUUUUUGAGAAUCUUGGCUGUAGCUCUGUUCACCAGCCUUUCAAUGACUCAUCUACCAUGCUAAAGAGAAGAUUAAAAUUGAUGACAGCAUUUCACUGACCUGGUGGCUGAAGUGGCACAUAUGGGAAAUUGGUCACCAAAUCUCAAUAUUUAUCUUGAUAUUUAACUUCUGUGGUUCUGCCCUGGUAAUUUUGAACCUUGCAAGGCGUAAAAACAUCUGUUGAUGCAAACAUCUGCAAAGCUUUCUUAGAUUGUAAGCUCUUUAGAGUAAGGACAGUUCUGAUCUGUGUUUCCAGAGCAUCUGGCCUCAUGGAGAUUUUCUUUAGUGAGUAUCUGGGUGCCAUUGUAAUACAAAUAAUAAAUAAGGGACAAAUUACUUAUUUUUGCCAAGACAAUUAUAGAAAUGCUUUAGUAUUUAGUAUUAGUAUACAAU